Molecule: messenger RNA, 2228 nt
Organism: Fukomys damarensis (Damara mole-rat)
Lineage: Eukaryota; Metazoa; Chordata; Mammalia; Rodentia; Bathyergidae
Gene: Cpne4
Product: copine 4
Exons: 16
Coding region: 30-1769 (579 amino acids)
Biological process (GO): cellular response to calcium ion
Cellular component (GO): plasma membrane
Molecular function (GO): calcium-dependent phospholipid binding
Source: RefSeq, a predicted model, not a curated record
AAGCCAAUCAUGAACAUCUGUUAAGGAGGAUGAAGAGAGGCCUGAGAAGAAAAGGUUAUAAAAUUCCACUCACCAGUGGUGUGCCUGCCAGGAGAAUGAAGAAGAUGAGCAACAUUUAUGAGUCAGCUGCCAACACGCUGGGAAUUUUUAACAGCCCCUGCCUGACCAAAGUUGAGCUGCGUGUGGCCUGCAAAGGCAUUUCUGACAGAGAUGCUCUUUCCAAACCAGACCCCUGCGUCAUCCUCAAGAUGCAGUCUCACGGGCAGUGGUUCGAGGUUGACAGGACAGAAGUGAUUCGCACCUGCAUAAACCCAGUGUACUCAAAACUGUUCACUGUGGACUUUUACUUUGAAGAAGUACAGCGCCUGCGGUUUGAAGUCCAUGACAUUAGCAGCAACCACAAUGGACUGAAGGAGGCCGACUUCCUAGGUGGCAUGGAGUGUACUCUUGGCCAGAUUGUCUCCCAGAGAAAGCUGUCCAAGUCUUUGCUGAAGCAUGGGAACACAGCAGGGAAAUCCUCCAUCACGGUAAUUGCUGAAGAAUUAUCUGGCAAUGAUGACUACGUAGAACUUGCAUUCAAUGCGCGGAAAUUGGAUGACAAGGAUUUCUUCAGUAAAUCGGACCCAUUUCUGGAAAUUUUUCGCAUGAACGAUGAUGCAACUCAGCAGCUUGUGCACCGAACUGAGGUUGUGAUGAAUAACUUAAGCCCAGCCUGGAAAUCAUUCAAAGUAUCUGUAAAUUCUCUAUGCAGUGGAGAUCCAGAUCGCCGGCUGAAGUGCAUAGUGUGGGACUGGGACUCCAAUGGCAAGCAUGACUUCAUUGGAGAGUUCACCUCGACAUUCAAAGAGAUGAGGGGAGCAAUGGAAGGGAAGCAGAUACAGUGGGAGUGCAUCAACCCCAAGUACAAAGUCAAGAAGAAGAAUUACAAAAACUCAGGCAUUGUGAUCCUGAAUCAGUGCAAGAUCCACAAAAUGCACUCUUUCUUGGACUAUAUCAUGGGUGGCUGUCAAAUCCAGUUUACGGUAGCUAUAGAUUUCACUGCCUCAAAUGGGGACCCCAGAAACAGCUGUUCCUUGCAUUAUAUCCACCCUUACCAACCGAAUGAGUACCUGAAGGCCCUGGUAGCUGUGGGGGAGAUUUGCCAAGACUAUGACAGUGACAAAAUGUUCCCAGCCUUUGGGUUUGGUGCCAGAAUACCCCCAGAGUACACGGUCUCUCAUGACUUUGCAAUCAACUUUAAUGAAGACAACCCAGAGUGUGCAGGGAUUCAAGGAGUUGUGGAAGCCUAUCAGAGCUGUCUUCCUAAGCUCCAGCUCUAUGGCCCUACUAACAUUGCUCCCAUCAUUCAGAAGGUUGCCAAGUCAGCAUCAGAGGAGACCAACACCAAGGAGGCAUCGCAAUACUUCAUCCUGCUAAUCCUGACGGACGGUGUCAUCACAGACAUGGCUGACACUCGGGAGGCCAUCGUCCAUGCCUCCCACCUCCCCAUGUCUGUCAUCAUUGUGGGCGUGGGGAACGCUGACUUCAGUGACAUGCAGAUGCUGGAUGGUGACGACGGGAUUCUGAGGUCGCCCAAGGGAGAGCCUGUCCUUCGAGACAUCGUCCAGUUUGUGCCCUUCAGGAACUUCAAACACGCAUCUCCAGCUGCUCUUGCAAAGAGUGUGUUGGCGGAAGUCCCAAACCAAGUUGUGGACUAUUACAAUGGCAAAGGGAUUAAACCAAAAUGUUCAUCAGAAGUCUAUGAGUCUUCCAGGACACUAGCACCAUGAAUUCCGCACACUUUUACAGAGUUCUGAAAUAUUAUUCCUGCUACUAUUUAAUACUUCUAUACCUGUAUUUAAAAAUUAAUACACAUUUAAAAAUAGCACGUUUUGGUGAUUUUUCACUAUUUUUUUUUUUUGCAUGUGUAGCUCCCAAGGCCUGGAUAUAAUUAAACCCUUGUUGUUGUCAAAGACUUUUUACAAAGAAAUACAAAUAAUGACUUACUCUUUACAGCAUGUCACCUUGAAAUAAAAUGGUAUAUGUAUCCAUUUUUUAUACAGGUUUGUUGAAAUUUUGCUAAAUUUCUUAUUAUCUUUACACUAUAAAGCAUUUUGAAACAUUUAUUGAAUGUUGAUAGCCAAAACAUACUUGGUGUUAUCUGCUACAGGAUGAGAGACUUUUCAAAAUGGCAGAUGCAUGGACUGUAUUUUGCAUGUUUAAAAUAAUAAAAAAGAACCCUCACACUG